Messenger RNA from Heterotrigona itama, 3104 nucleotides. Lineage: Eukaryota; Metazoa; Arthropoda; Insecta; Hymenoptera; Apidae. The record is from the annotation of a GenBank genome assembly.
AUCCUAUUAGUAAUUUUCAUAUCAUUACAAAUUUUUAGUGUUGUAUGUCAUACAAUAAUGUUGUAUAAUGUACGAGUUCAUUGCAUCGUCUAAAUACAAUUAACUAAUUCGAAUUAUAAACUAUUUAUAAACAGUAAAUUUGUUUUUUGUAAAAAGAGUGACAUACAUAUAUAUUGGUAACACUGAAUGAAUCGUAAGCAUACUAGAAGCUUUACAUAUGAUACGUCACCAACGAAUUUGUACAUAACUCUUGGGUUACAUAUUUUUCUACUUCAAUUAUCCAUUCUCAGGCGACAAUUAUUUUCAUGCUUUACACUCUUUUAAACCGAGUGACUUAAGAAGCUUCCUCUUCAAAUAUGGGAUCUUCUCAUAGUAUUGAAAUACCAGGAGGUGGCACAGAAGGUUACCAUGUAUUAAGAGAUCAAGAUAAUGAUACGUUAAAGGAACUUCUUAAAAAUGGUGUAGAUAAAAAACUAACGCUUACGAUAUAUAGCAGUAAAACACAAUCUGUAAGGCAAACUGUCAUAGUACCUAGUCUUACAUGGGGUGGACAGGGUCUUCUUGGUGUUAGUGUAAGAUUUUGUUCUUUUGAAGGUUCUAAUGAAAAUGUUUGGCAUGUUCUUGAAGUUCAUCCAUCUUCUCCUGCGGAAUUAGCAGGUUUACGUCCAUUCACAGAUUAUAUUAUUGGUGCUGACUCAGUUUUACAUGAAUCCGAGGAUUUAUUUACCUUAAUAGAAGCACAUGAAUCACGACCUUUAAAAUUAUAUGUAUAUAAUACAGAAGAUGAUUCUUGCAGAGAAGUUACAAUUACACCCAAUCAUACCUGGGGUGGGGAAGGAAGUCUAACGUUAAAGUCACUGUUUCAAAUCCAGUCACAUCAAACAUUAGUCACAUGGAAGGAAGUAAUGUAGUUACAAACAUACCACCAGGUUUUUCUAUUCCACCAAAUUACAUUUCAUCGCAAGAAAAUGUUGCGACAAAAUCUGAACUUGAAACUACGUCUACUACAAUGUAUACACCAGGUGCACAAACUUACACUAUGUCUCAGUUAAAUCCUGCUACUAUUGGAGGAUCUACAACUACUAAUUCUGUGUCUCAUGUGGUAUCUAAUCAAUCUAUUACAAGUACAACAUGUAGUAAUGAUUCCAUCAUAUCAUCGAUGUCGUAUCAAAAUACAAUGCCAAAUAUACCUGGUAUGCCAACUACUCCGCCUUUGCCAACUUUUACUACUAAUACGACACUUCUGAAUGAAACAGCUGGUAUUGUCAAUACACCGAAAGAUUUCUCAACUGUACAAAGUGGCAUAUCAUCAUCAGUACAGUUUAAUGUGCCUCAAUCUCACGUAGUAACGACUCCCAUAUCGUUGCCUGGGAUGCCGCCUAUUACCGUUAGUGCAAGUCUACCACAAAAUACGGCUUUCUAUUCAUCUGUUCUUCAGCAAAAUGAACUAACUGAUGUUAGCACCACAUCCACAGUACCGCCAACAACAUUACAGUAAUGAUUAUGUUAUUCCUGAACGAAAAUAUCUGUUUUAUAAUAAAGUACGUAUAUAAUGAAGAAUAAAGGUAAAAUAAAGAGCGCAACGUAUCUAUUACGAAUAUAUUGUAUUACUGUAUUUUACUGCGUUUAUACUUUAUUACUUGUUUAAACGCAAUGUAUACAAAUUUUCAGACCUGCGAGUAUAAAUUAUUGUACAUAGACCAAGACUACGUAAAUUAAAUUCAAAUUAAAGAAUACCAAAUUAAAUUCAAAAGAAUACUAAAUUAUUACAUAUUGACUGUUCUUUUUUAUUUUUAUUGCUCACUUAUACAUGUUACAAUAAAUAUUAUUUUUUUUAAUCAUUACAAUUUAAAGAAUACAUUAUGUAAUUUAUUAUGUAAGACUACAAGUUCGAUUUAUCAUUAAAAAGAACAAGACAUUAACGCAUUCAAAAAUUUAAAAUGUCUCGCUGUUUUUUUGCAAAUUUGAAAGAAAUUCAUAAGGUAACAAUCAUUUUAGAUAAAAAUUAUUUAUUAAAUAUUGUACAGAUCAACUUUGCAUUAGACACUGUUGUAUAAAUAUUCACAGAAUGACAGAUUUGUAUUUUAAUAACUAAAACUGCUAGUCUUACAAUUUCUUCUUCAGUUGGUAGUUUUAAAUGAACAUUUAAAUAAUUAUUUCGGUAUAACCUAAUUCUUCUUCAGUUGGCAGUUUUAUCUUUGACGGAUCGAUUAAAUUUGGAUCAAUUGGUGGUAAACCAUGUUCUUCUUUAUAACGAAGUUGUAAAUAUGCUUCUCGUUGAGCCCAAUCUUUCAAAAAUGGGUCUGCUGUAUAACCGAGUAUAAGGAAACUGAGCACGCAAGCUACAGAUAUAGAGAAAAAGAAUGAUAGAUGCAUAGCUUGACGAUCUUUUUUUUCAUCGUCGUAAAAGUAUCCGUAACUGACCCAUGUACUUUUCACUUCAUACUUUUCAGUGUUUUUAGUUGCUGAAUCACUUUUAUUAAUUUUAGUGUAUAUAUUAAUUUCUUUCAGUCUUAGAAACGUCAAUCCUCUCUUAAUUCCUUGAGGACGAAUUAAUUGUAGUAACCUUGACAUUCUUUAAUGUCAAUACUUAUUUUUUCUGAUAAAAUGUCGUUCUUUCUUUUUUCUUUCUCGUUAGCUAUUUGCGAAGUAUUUAAUAUAUCGUAACAAGUUCAGAAACCAAAAUUAGAUACGUGUAUACGUACGAGAUGACGACCUUUACGGACUGCGACACCAAAGCUCGUACAUAACCUCUGAAGAAUAUACAUAUAAUAGGGCGCCUAGAUUUAAAGUUUAAUGCAAUGUAAUUAAGAACACGAUGUUUGUUUCAAAUAUUUUUUUUCUUAGUCUUUCUGAAUUUCGAAAGUAAAGAAAUUAGGUCUUAUAAAUAAGUCAAUAAAGUAAUACUAUUUGAAAAGGUGUAAUACAAAUUAUACAGGACUAUACAAUGUAUGUCUAAAAUCCAAAGUAGUUUAUUUUAUAUAUAUUUCAAAUUUAUAAAUUAACAAUAUUAAUUUUUUAGUCUUUGUGUCUUUAUUUUUAUUUCAGUUCAAUAACAUAAAAUUCAAUUUAAUUUAAACUUAAAAAAUUUUAUCUAAUCUAAU